CGGAUUUCCAUUCCGUCAGGCUGGGGGCUUACUUCAGACAAUAGAGUUCAAACCGUCGUCAGUCUUUCGUCUUCGUUCGGAAGGAAUGGCCGUGAACCAGCAGAAGGAAGUGUUAUCGUCCCUUCCUCGCGACUUCAUGCUGCCACCAACCCCGACCAAAUCGGCUUGAGGACGAGUACAACCUUACUUUCACCUCUCACUACCCAAUCUGAUCAUUUCGUUACUUCAGUCAUUUUCUACUGUUGGCUAUGGUUCAAAUACUCCCUGUACGAUCGUUGACAUCCUCGGCAAAGGACGUGCUGAGUUCUUCCAAUCCCUCGAUGACCAGUGUCGCUGAAAACAGCGAGCCCGGUAUCUGUCACUAUCACAUCUACAAUGGUCCUAGUCCUGAAUUAAUAAACAUUCUAUCAUCGAAAAACACGCCGACCCCGGUGGAUUAUCACCGAGAGCUGCUCAUACGCGGUAUAAUCGAACAUGACAAGGAUGACGAAACCCAACCAGGCGACUGGAAAAAGCUUCAAGCCCAUCUCAACGCUGAGGAGGACCCAAAAGAUGUGGAUGCCUUCUAUAUCCGAGGGGCCAGGAGAGUGCUCAACCUUGCGCACGUGAAGGAUCUCGACGUGGUACUGGCUUCGCUUCUCUCCAGUGUCGGGGCCUUAUACGAUAGAGAUGGCAGCGUGAAAGUGUGUCUCCGAGAAAAGUGGAGGACGAUCCCCUUACCUUGGAGAGGUAGCUGGGCGUCUGAUCUUCCGACACCUUGCCCGGAUCUUACGUUCGGACACGGACGAGGAAUGGACCUCAUCCCCGGCCGUUUACCCCGGCUGGUCUCUCCAUUCUUUACCCCUGUCGAAGAGGAGCCCCAUCUUAUGCUGCCAUGUGUCACGGUUCAAGUGAAGGGGAAUGAUGACGAGCACAUCAAGCGCACGAACCAGCAUGCUGCCGCCAUCAUGCUGCGGAACAUGGCGGAGCUCAGUCUAACAACCAAGCCGUCACGACUGAUACGGGAGAUGCUGGGUCUGGAAAAUCGGGUCAGCGUGCUGACUGUGAGCGUCUUGAAAUCCUCCCUGGUCUUGACCUGCCACUGGUUAAUGCGCCACCCCGUGAUGGGCCACCUUGAGUAUCAUUCUCGCGACAUGAAAUCCUGGGACCUCGAUGAUACUAAACAGAAGGAAGAGGCCCUCAACCGCAUCUUCAAAGCCAUUCAAUGGGUUCUCAACAGGAAUCGGCCUUGGGUGAUUGAAAAAGUGCAGCUCAUUAUGGCAGAUGGGGGCUUGUAAAAGGACCCCAGCUACAUUCUUUCUUUUUUGUUUGUUGUUCUCGGUGAUGGUGGCAUUAAACUAAUGCUCUAUGAAUUGGCCGUAUUGCAUAUAAAUCUUUGAUGUUUGACUCUGCU
Molecule: messenger RNA, 1393 nt
Organism: Aspergillus steynii IBT 23096
Lineage: Eukaryota; Fungi; Ascomycota; Eurotiomycetes; Eurotiales; Aspergillaceae
Exons: 1
Coding region: 249-1277 (342 amino acids)
Source: RefSeq, a predicted model, not a curated record